Caenorhabditis remanei is the source of this 243-nucleotide messenger RNA. RefSeq lists its product as uncharacterized. The transcript has 2 exons. The coding region runs from base 1 to 243 and encodes 80 amino acids. The record is from RefSeq and is a predicted model, not a curated record. Lineage: Eukaryota; Metazoa; Nematoda; Chromadorea; Rhabditida; Rhabditidae.
AUGUUCAGAUUAUUCUAUACUUUGUUUGCCGUAGCUCUUUUGGUGAGCUUUGCCAACUCUCAAUCGUUCAACUGCAAUCCAGCAUGUGUUUCUCCAGCAUUGUGUGAUACCAAUACAGGAGUAUGCCGUAACUUCCGUACCGCUUUUAAUGGCCCCGUAUCAAUUGGAUGCAGCACUAUCUGUCCUGCUGGAACAUCAUGUGACACUAACACUGGAAUCUGCCGCACCUUCCGUAUGCCAUAA